GGAGGGCAUCUUUAAUCGCUUUUUUUUUUUAGAUAAACACAUUGAAUCUAAAUCAGAUAUGCAUGUAAAAUGUUCAAGUUUUUAUUUUUAUAUUCCUUUUUGUUCAGUUUGGACAGGUCAAAAUGCGUCACAGUUGCGUCAGCUAUCUUAGCUCAGCAAAGAAGAAGACGACCGGAAGCGGUGCCACUGCUCGAAGCAACAUGGCUAACUUCGUGGAGGCGAAAACUCGAGCGGAGUUUGAGGAUUUCCUGGCCAAAGCCGGCGCUCGGCUCACGGUGGUGCACUUCCAGGCGUCGUGGGCUCCGCAGUGUGACCAGAUGAACGAGGUGAUGGUCGAGCUGGCCAAAGAACAAGCUCACGCCACCUUUGUCAAGCUGGAGGCCGAAGCGCUGCCGGAAGUUUCCGAGAAAUACGCCAUCGCCUCGGUGCCCACGUUCAUCCUUUUCAAAGGCGGCGUGCAAGUAGACCGUCUGGAUGGGGCGCACGCUCCGGAGCUCACCAAGAAAGUCCGGCGACUGGCCGUCGACGGCGGCUCGGAGCCCGAACGAGGCCCGGGAGACCUGAACGAGCGACUCAAGAAGCUGAUCAACGCGGCGCCGUGCAUGCUGUUCAUGAAGGGCACCGCGCAGGAGCCCCGCUGCGGCUUCAGCCGACAGAUGGUGGCCCUCCUCCGGGAGAGAAACAUCCCGUUCAGCACCUUCGACAUCCUGUCCGACGAAGACGUGCGUCAGGGUCUCAAAACCUACUCCAACUGGCCCACCUACCCGCAGCUGUACGCCAACGGGGAGCUCCUGGGCGGCCUGGACAUCGUCAAGGAACUGGCCGAGUCCGGCGAGUUGGAGAGCGCCUGCCCCAAGGCACUCACCCUGGAGCACCGGCUCAAGCAGGCCAUCAACCGGAGCCCGGUUAUGCUGUUCAUGAAGGGCACAAAGGAUGCGGCGAGGUGCGGCUUCAGCCGGCAGAUCUUGGAGAUCUUGAACGGCGCCGGAGUGGACUACGGCACGUUCGACAUCCUGGAGGACGACGAGGUACGCCAGGGGCUCAAGACUUACUCCAACUGGCCCACCUACCCGCAGCUGUACGUGAAGGGUGAGCUCAUCGGCGGUCUGGACAUUGUCAAGGAGCUCCAGGAAAGUGGCGAGCUCCAGACCGUGCUCAAGGCCGGGGACUCUUAGGGUACACGUCCAAGGCUCGAUGUUUGUGGGCAAAAUCGCUGCCAAAUUGCCGAGUGACUUGAAUAACAUCUCGAGUUCGCAUGUUAAUUGUUUUGCAGCAAUAGAACAACAAAGGUGUUGCUUCAACUACAUACAAAUGGAAGCAAACCUAAAUGGAAAAUAAACAGUGUUACUUCAUAAAAUCGGCCUUGAUUGAUGAUAUUGUAAGCAUAUUUUGUUAAAAAAAAUAUUUUAAUUAAACAGUGGAACCAUUUUUUUUCCCCGACUUUGAUUCCAGUUGCGGGUAGCUAUCAGUGAUCAGGUCGAAAUAACAUUUACAGAAAAUCCAUGCUGUUUACUGGAAAUGGGGACAAGGCUUGCCCCCUGUGAAUAAUUGCCUCACAAGAUUGCCACCAAGCACAAGUUAGUACCUUACUGGGAAAGCAAAUCUAUUUUUACUUUGGUCUGGGUGCUAAAAUGGCAAAUGUGUUUUUUUCCCAGUUAACAUGAAAAAACUUGAACGUUAAAAUGCAAAUUUACAGGGUUGAUCUGGCCCCGUCACAUUUUAUUUUGCCUGCAGUGCUCAAGCGACUCGUGGCUUUUUUUUUUUUUUUUUUUUUUAUAAAUCUACUAAAAUUGCAGCAUAUGUCCACUUUUAAUUAGAUUGAAACAAAAAAUUAACUGUACUGGUAUUUGCAGCCUGAUUCAUACUGAAAGCUUCAUCAUACUUGCAGUUUCACAUUGACUCAAGUUCAUGGCUGUAGGAUGUUCGAGCUUUACUACUACUCUUUGGCACUGAAUACAUUAAUAAAAGGUAUUAUACUGAA
Syngnathoides biaculeatus (alligator pipefish) is the source of this 1981-nucleotide messenger RNA. RefSeq names its product glutaredoxin 3 (gene glrx3). The record is from RefSeq and is a predicted model, not a curated record. The transcript has a single exon. Bases 123 to 1175 code for a protein of 350 amino acids. NCBI's taxonomy places the organism in Eukaryota, Metazoa, Chordata, Actinopteri, Syngnathiformes, Syngnathidae.